UCUUAUAAAAUUUCCCAGAAUAAUCUGCUUCAGCGCGAGCACUUCAGGCCAUAAAAUAUGGAGCAUUGUUACAGGUGUGCCGUAUCCACUCCAACGUCAUACCAUUUCAAGCCCUCAUUCCCUUCGGCUCUAUCUUCAUCUCUUGGUCUUUCAAGCAAAGCCCCAAUUUAUCAUUCCAAGAAACAAACAAUUCUGUUCACUGCCUCUCUAAGGGCUGUGUGUAUUCCCCAGUUCUCUUUUCUUGAACUGCACUCCUCAUGUAAAAAAAGAUGGCCCCCGUUUGUAGUCUCAGCCGCUGCUGCCGCCACUGAUACUGUGGAGGACAAGCUUCCAGCUGCUCUCCAAGUCAUUGAAACGAAAGAGCCCAAUUCCAGGGUCAGAUUGAGUGUAGACGUUCCUCCUGUUGUAUGCGAGGAUUGCUACAAAAGAGUUAUAAAGGAGUUCACGAAACAUUCAAAGGUCCCUGGAUUUCGCCCUGGCAAGAGUGUUCCUGAAAGCAUCUUGGUUAGCUAUGUCGGGAAGCAAAAUGUUCAGAAAGCUACUGUUGAAUCUAUUCUCAAGAGAACCCUCCCACAUGCUUUGUCUUCGGUAACUGGAAGUGCCUUAGAAGACUCCAUUCGCAUUGCUACGAAAUUUCCGGACAUGGAAGAGACAUAUUCAUCUUUAAAAUCUCUGAGGUAUGAUGUCCUUCUUGAUGUGGCACCUCAAAUCAAAUGGGUUCCAGAAAAUGGAUACAAAAAUAUUAAGGUUUUGGUAGAGUUAGACAGUGAUGUAGAUGCUCAGAGAAUUGCUGAACAAGAGCUGAAGCGUCGUCACAAAGCUCUAGGUGCAUUGCAAAUUGUUUCUGAUAGGGGGCUGCAGGAUGGCGAUGUUGCAAUUAUUGAUAUAUCAGCAACAACAGUUGUAGAUGAACAGAUUGCUAAAAGAAUUCCAGCAGCAGAGAGUAAAGGUUUCAACUUUGAUACAGAAGAGGGAGAUAAAGUUCUUCCUGGUUUUCUGGACUCAUUAAUUGGAAUAAAAUGUGGUGAAACAAAGUCCUUUCCACUUGUAUUUCCAGAAUCAUGGAAACAAGAAGAUCUCCGUGGUGUUCAUGCUCAAUUCACAGUUCAUUGUAAGGAACUAUUCUAUAGAGAUUUACCCGAGCUGAAUAACUCCCUUGCUGAAAAGCUUAUUCCAGGAUGCACUACCAUUGAGGAUGUCAAGCAAUCAUUGUGGCAAAGGUGCCAGGAAGUAGAGCAAGCAGCUAAAGAGCAAGCAACUGAUAAUGCAAUUCUAGAUCAAAUUCAACAGAUGGUUGAAGUUGAUAUUCCACAAUCACUCUUUGAGGAACAAGGGAGGCAGCUGUAUGGAGCCCAACUAUUAGAAAUACAAUCCAAUAUGAAGUUAAAUGAACAGCAGCUGGCGACUCUAUCAAGUCCAAAGGCUGUCAAUGAGUUCCUUCAAACUCAAAAGGAAAACAUAACAAACAUUAUAAAGCAAAACCUAGCCCUUGGUGAUAUAUUUUCUCGUGAAAAUCUGCAGGUUUCAAUUGAGGAGUUGGCAGAGGAGGUUAAAAACUCAACCGCUGAGUUCCAACAACUCAAGCAAGAAUAUGAUGAGGAGCGUAUGAAGGAACAGGUGCGAGAGGUACUUGAACGAGUCAAAGUGCUCGAUUGGCUUAGAGAGCAUGCCAAGAUUCAGUACAUAACAAGAUAGGGAGUAAAUUUGAAUGACUAUUUCAUGUAAACAUGCAUGUCCUCUUACAGUGGUUCUUAUACUGUGCGAAAGGUACUUGAACGAGUAAAAAGUGCUUGAUUGGAUUAGAGGGCAUGCCAAGAUUCAGUACAUAACAAGAUAGGGAGUAAAUUUGAAUGACUAUUUCAUGUAAACAUGUAUGUCCUCUUACAGUGGUUCUUGUACUGUAAGCUCUGAUCUAAAAAAAUUAAUACCAGACUCCUGGUUUGCUAUAAUACAAGAUGUCCACUACCAUGCUAAAGUGGAUUGCCAUGUCAUUUCAGUUACACUUCUUAUUCUACCACAUUUCCAGUGUAUCUUUCAUGGCUCCUCCAUUGUGAUGAGUGAUGACAAACCCAAUACACCGCUCAAAGUGGGCUUUGUCUUCCUCAAAUUCAAGACUGCCCAAACCAUCAUGAUCAGACUUUGCCGCUUCCAAGUCCUAUGAAGACUUGGUCAAAUCCGAUCCCCGCCAGUUUUUUAGGCAGCUGUGAGCUGCUAUAAUGCUAUUGAAUCAGAUAUUUAUGCGGCCUUUUGGAUCCCACUUGUUUCAGUUCAUUGAUUGUUGACAUUGUAUUAAAUUUAUCUUAUAUAGAUUAGAUUGAAGAUACCUUUAUUUUGUGGGGUGCAAUAGUGAUCUCCUCAGAAACCUAUUAUUAGCCUUCUUGUUACAUAUUCAAACCAUUUGUCUUAGACCUUAGUUGUUUAAAAUUAAUUUGAAUUACUUUUAUUAUCAA
This is a messenger RNA of Cuscuta europaea, 2450 nucleotides long. The record is from the annotation of a GenBank genome assembly. NCBI's taxonomy places the organism in Eukaryota, Viridiplantae, Streptophyta, Magnoliopsida, Solanales, Convolvulaceae.